This is a messenger RNA of Gastrolobium bilobum, 3273 nucleotides long. Its product is annotated as filament-like plant protein 7. NCBI's taxonomy places the organism in Eukaryota, Viridiplantae, Streptophyta, Magnoliopsida, Fabales, Fabaceae. The transcript is spliced from 5 exons. The coding region runs from base 1 to 3273 and encodes 1090 amino acids. The record is from RefSeq and is a predicted model, not a curated record.
AUGCAGACUACAGUAGCAUACUCCUUCGGGUUAGACCACAGGAUGCGUUUUUGGGGGGAAAAGUCCUCGGAGAAGACAAUUUUAGCAAUUGACAAAGCAAAUCUCACUUCAAAGGAAAAUGGUGAGGCACAGGCACUUUUAGCUGAAAAAGAAAAAUUGGAGAAAGACUUAAAAAGAUUAAAUGAUAAGCUUGCUUUUGCUCUUUCUGAUUGUAAUGCUAAAGAUGAGCAGGUGAAGAAACAAACAAAAAUUGUGCAAGAAGCAGUGGCAGCUUCCUUUGAAGGAUGGGAGAAGGCAGAAGCUGAAAUGUUGUCUAUGAAGCAAGAUCUUGAUGAAGCUAUGCAGCAGCUAUUACUUUAUGAAGAAAGAGUGGCGCAUUUGGAUGGUGCUCUAAAGGAAUGUAUGCAACAGUUGCGUUUUGGAAGAGAAGAACAACAGCAAAGGAUUCAUGAUGCUGUGAUGAAGGCUUCAGAAGAAUUUGAACAAACACAAAUGGUUUUGGAGGAGCAGCUAUCAGAGACCAGUAAAAGGCUUGCUAAAUCUGGGCUUGAAAAUUCUCAUCUUAAUAAAUAUAUUGUUACUAAAGAAAAUUUGAUUGAAGAUCUGAAAAGACAAUUGGCUCAAGCAGAGGCAGAUCAUAACGCACUGAUGAUCAGAUUAGAGUCCACCGAGAAAGAUAACACUUGUCUGAAGUAUGAGACUCAAGUGCUUGAAAAGGAACUUUAUAUUCGUAAUGAGGAGAGAGAAUUGUAUCGUCGAACAGCUGAUGCUUCUCAUAAGCAGUACUUAGAGAGUGUAAAAAAAAUUGCCAAGUUAGAAUCAGAAUGCCAGAGGCUGCGUGGUCUGGCUCAUAAACGGUUACCAAGUCCUGCUGCCCUGGCAAAAAUGAAAAAUGAAAUUGAAAUAUUGAGGCAGGAUUCACUUGAAAUGAGGAGGAAAAAGUUGAACUCAACCAGUUUAGUGGUUGAAUCUUCUGUUGACAGUUCUCCUGCGAUUAGACAAAUCACUACUUUGACUGAGAAACUAUGUGCUGUGGAAAAAGAAAACAAGAAUUUGAGAGAAUCCCUAAAUAGGAAAACAAAUGAAGUCCAAUUCUCAAGAGUAAUGCUUGCUCGCACAGCUUCUAAACUGUUGCAACUUGAGUCACAGAUUGAAUCUAAAAGUCAAGCGACCUUGGGGCAGCCUAGUAGUAAUCUUGCAUUGCAAGAGUUCUCUAUGGCAUCAAUGUCUGACAGUGGUAGUGAUGACAAGGUUAGCUGUGCCGAAUCAUGCGCUUCUGCAUUGAUUUCAGAACUGGAGCACUUUAGAAGUGGAAAACAGAAGGAAUCAUUGUCAUGCAAAAGUGUUGAACCUUCAGAUAUAAAUCUUAUGGAUGACUUUGCUGAAAUGGAAAAAUUAGCACUGGUCUCUGUUGAAAAAGCCCCUGAAAUUUCUCAUGUUUCUUUAGAAUCAACUAAUGAAAUAGAUGGCUUCUCUGAUAGAGGACCAAGUGAGAUUACUUCUGAAGUUAUAGGUAAGGAUAUCUUUCCAGUGUCUGAUCAUUUGUUAGGGUUCUCAACAUCAAAUCAGGAAACGUGUUCCAUUGACGUAUUAAAGGGUAAUAAUAUUCCUGGUUGGCUUCAGGAUGUAGAAAAAGUGAUCUUGGAACAAAACUGUGUCACUCAUAAGAACCCUGAUGAUAUACUUGAGGAUAUUAGAUUGGCUUUGAGGUAUCUAAAUAAUCUAGAUCGAUGUGGAUUUGAUUCAAGCAAAGGAUCCGGUCAAGUUGGUGCAUCUAAUCCCCCCCAUUUUGGUCACCAAACCUCAUGGGAACCUUUGAAUGAUUCUGUGGUAGAUCCACCUGGUGAAGUAAAUGAUGCUGAGAUCUCAUCAAUGAAGAGAAUAAAACAACAAUCUCAGAGAGAUCUGAGUAAAUCAAUAACCAAGAUAAUUGAGCUUAUUGAAGGGAUCAGCAUGCCUGCUGAGGAUAAUGAUAAUUCAGAUCCCUUGUGCCAAAGAGAUGGAAAGAGCCGUACACAUAAGAACCAAAGAAUGCCAACAAACUACAUUGUCCGUGUUUUCCAGUGGAAAACAUCUGAACUCAGUAAUGUCUUACAGCACUUUCUCCAAGUGUGUUACGAUUUACUGAAUGCCAAGGCUGAUCAUGAAAAAUUUGCUGCAGAAUUAACUACAGCUUUGGAUUGGACUAUGAAUCACUGCUUUUCACUUCAGGAUGUUUCCAGUAUGAGGGAUGCCAUUAAAAAACAAUUUGAUUGGGAUGAGACACAAAGUGAAAAUGAAGCCGAAAUUGGGCUGUUUGAGGUUGCAGAUAAGCUGCAUCUUCCCAGCGAACAGUUAUCAUGUUUGCCUGCAUUAACUAAUUCAGAUUGUCAUGAACUUCCAGCUGAAGAGAUGCAAUAUGAUGAAAAGGGAGAAUUUGAAAAUAUUAAAGAUAAAGAGAUCAGUUCUGAAUCUGAAAAGGAAGCCUUGGAAGGGAGGCUUCAAUCAGCUAAGAAUCAACGUCAGGAAUCAGAGAAAACUAUUGCCAGCUUGAGAUUGGAGUUACAAACCUUGAAAGAAUCCAAUGGAAUGCUUGGGGAUCAAAUACAAAAUCACGCAUUCGCAAAUGCUGAUCUUGACGUUCAGCUUACAGAAUCUGAAUUGAAAGAGGUUCAUCACAAGGUUUUGGCAUUAGAAGUGGAACUCGAGAACAAGAACCUCUAUUGUGAAGAAUUAGAGACCAGAUGUGUUGAAAUUCAGCUCCAGCUUGAAAGCAUGACACAGAAGUGCUCGAAUGAUGACAUUACUCAGAAAGAUAAGCCGCCACAAACUGGGUGGGAGAUAACAGCUGCUUCAGAAAAGUUGGCAGAUUGUCAAGAAACCAUCAUUCACCUUGGGAAGCAGUUGAAGGCAACGGCUGCACCAAAGGAUGCAUCCCUUUUUGACAAUGUCAUUGCCAACCAUCGUCAUACAAUAACAAACAAAACUACUGUCCCCCUAAAAGACAUGAAAGUGAAAAAUAGAUGUUCUCUACUUGAUAUGCUAGCUGAUGAUGAUAUUAAAGCCAAAGUUUGCAAAGCAAGUGACAGAAACUCCAGUCCCAACAGCAUUCCUGGUUUUAUACAGCCCCAGGAAAAGAUUUUAGUUUUGAACGGACUCAAAAGCCAGGAUGACAGUGCUACUGUUAAUUCUUUGGACAUUGUACCUGCCAAGAAAUCUGGAGGUCGAAAUUUGUGGAAAAGGCUAUUAGGUAGGAAGAAGAAAGCCAAAAAGAAAAACUUACUUUCCUUUUAA